CGCCGAACAACACACGCUGCUGUCGAGCAUCGUCAGCUGUAUUGACCGCGCGGAAACACGGGCAGUAGCUGCGCGCAGCUGCACACAUCUUGUAACAAUGGCCAACCAAACCCCAGCCGUUGUCAUGGACAACGGCACGGGGUUCUCUAAGCUAGGUUUCGCCGGCAACGACUCCCCCUCCUUCGUCUUCCCAACCGCGAUCGCGACCAAGGGCAGCGCGGGCGGUGGCGGCUCGGGGUCCGGUCGCCCCGCGGUUGCAAACAAGCCUUCCUUCCUCACCGGCGGAGCUGGGCCGACUGGUCACUUAUCGGCGAAGCGCGGGACCGAGGAUCUAGACUUCUUCAUCGGUGAUGAGGCCAUCGCGGCUGCCUCGGGGCCCGGAUAUGGGUUACACUACCCGAUCAGACACGGGCAAAUCGAGAACUGGGAUCACAUGGAGAGGUUCUGGUCCAACUCGAUCUUCAAAUACCUCAGGGUAGAGCCCGAGGAUCAUUACUUCCUCCUCACCGAGCCGCCCCUGAAUCCUCCCGAGAACCGCGAAAACACGGCCGAGAUCUUCUUCGAGUCCUUCAACUGCGCCGGUCUCUACAUUGCUGUCCAGGCAGUUCUAGCGCUUGCGGCUUCGUGGACAUCGUCCAAGGUCACGGAUAGGUCUCUGACCGGCACGGUUAUCGACUCUGGUGACGGUGUCACUCACGUCAUCCCGGUGGCGGAGGGCUACGUUAUCGGCUCGUCGAUCAAAUCGAUCCCGAUUGCCGGACGCGAUAUUACCUACUUUGUCCAGUCUCUCCUCCGAGACCGUGGCGAGCCCGACUCGUCCCUCAAGACGGCGCAGGAGAUCAAGGAGGAGUACUGCUAUGUCUGCCCGGAUAUCGUCAACGAGUUUGCCAAGUAUGACCGCGACCGCAGCCGGUUCCUGAAGCACGUCGUCACGCAACCGGGUGGCCGCCAGGUGACCGUCGAUGUCGGCUACGAGCGCUUCCUGGCGCCCGAAAUCUUCUUCAACCCGGAGAUCUACUCGUCCGACUUCUUGACGCCGCUGCCCGUGGUCGUCGACGGCGUCAUCCAGUCGUCGCCCAUCGAUGUGCGACGUGGCCUGUACAAGAACAUUGUCCUGUCGGGCGGCAGCACGCUCUACAAGGACUUUGGCCGCAGACUGCAACGCGACAUUAAGCAUUUGGUGGACGCCAGAAUCCGCCAGAGCGAAUUGCGAAGCGGCGGCGCCAAGAGCGGAGGGCUGGAGGUGCAGGUCAUUACGCACAAGAGGCAGCGCCACGGCCCGUGGUUCGGAGGCAGCUUGCUGGGCCAGACGCCGGAGUUCCGGUCGUACUGCCACACCAAGGCAGAGUACCAAGAGUACGGACCCGGAAUCGUGCGGAGGUUUGCCCUCCUGGGCGGCCCGGGUGGCUCUUAAGAGGAUUUUUCUGGCAUUACUGUAGAAAGCGGGCGAUUGUUUUCCACGAGGAGAGGACGGCGGUGUUUCUACAGGCGGCGCCAAAAAGCAGAUAGGGAUAAGACGUCAACUUGAUAUGCUGUUGGGUUCACCUGGAGCGUGGAACCGGCGUGUUUCAUUGUUUGUGAUGUCUGCUGAAGUGGCGCUUGGGCCCCUGGUUCUUCCAAUGACAGUCGCCAUUGCCGAGGCAGCAGAAGCUCGGUAUGUUGGUCCGCAAGAAUACUAGACUGCUCUCCUCUGGGGUUAUUAUCUCCACAGCUUACAUAGUAUACGGUUAUCUUGACUUGGCAAGACCGGUCCCGCUUGAUGGGUAGAAAACCGGCCUUCGCUACAGCCUAC
Messenger RNA from Thermothelomyces thermophilus ATCC 42464, 1792 nucleotides. RefSeq lists its product as uncharacterized. Gene Ontology annotation, cellular component: Arp2/3 protein complex; actin cortical patch. The transcript has 7 exons. Lineage: Eukaryota; Fungi; Ascomycota; Sordariomycetes; Sordariales; Chaetomiaceae. Bases 98 to 1414 code for a protein of 438 amino acids. The record is from RefSeq and is a predicted model, not a curated record. Gene Ontology annotation, molecular function: actin filament binding. Gene Ontology annotation, biological process: Arp2/3 complex-mediated actin nucleation.